GAUUUGAAGUUAGACUUGCAGCUGACAGCUAUAGACAAGAUAGAGGAGGGAGAGAUAGUAGGGGGGGGGAUUGAAGAAAAGGAGACAGCUUUGAGAACCUGUUUUUGCGGCCUUUUAGCGCUCUGAGUGGACUGUAACUGGGAUGAGUGGUCUGGUGAGCUGGACUUUCUGAUAGCUAAGGUUGAGAUGGUCAUGUGAAAAGUAAAAAGAGAGAAAAACCAAAAACCAAAAAAAAAGUAACAAAAGAGAAACUUCACUUCUGCUGCUGCCUCUGUUAUUCUGCGUCAUAUCAAAGUGCUUGAUGGCUGUUACACAGGCUGUGCUCCCUUCUUUUAGCUCCUUCUCCAGCCUCGCUCACACCGGUGACAACAUGAAAGUGUGGAAGUCUGAGAGUGCUCCUCUCCCUCUGGACUCUCUAAGCAGCAAACUGUCACCAAACAGCUCUGAACAGCUGCAGGUCACUCAACAAAUGGCGGAGGAGCUCCUGGACGAUGAGAGCCAGGCAUCCUGGGACAUUGAGUUCCUGCUGUCUGAUUGGAGCAGCCCAUCGCCUGACCUCAACCCCUCUUUGGACCAUACUGAUCAACGGCUCCCUCAGUUAGACCUAAACAGAGCGUACCAAGAGGCGGCCAUGUUUAAGGACCAACCAGUACAAGAGCACCUGCAGAUGAACAAUGGUAGCCUCAUGGCGGAUCUCCUGUCCCCUGUUGUAUCCACAGUGUCGGUCCAGCCAGAGCUGUACCAUCAUGGUUAUACUAAUGACCAAACAGGUCUGAGUUCAUUUCCUGGUCGACCAAAUGUAGAUCAGUUUGGCUUCCCCGAAGGAGACAGUGUGGAGAGGCAAAGCAGAGGAAACCUCAGUACAGUCUCAUCAGGUGACUUUAACACUUACUACCCCCUGCAACACCCCUCCAUAGUGACCUUCCCUGACAGCAGGUUCAUACCACCUCAAGCUGUGACCCCUGACCCUCGACACUACAGCUAUAUGCCACACUUUAACCCCAACGGCAACCUUUUCUGUGACUAUGGCCACAGCCAGGCCACUGGUCAUCAUCUGCCCCUUCACCGGCAGCCCCUCCUUGUUGGACCACAGCUGCCCCCUGGUGGGUUGGAGGGGAAGCGUGGGCGAAGGCCUGCCGGGAAAAAGAGGCCCGCUGUCCACAGCUGUGAAUACCCUGGAUGCAGCAAGACCUACACCAAGAGCUCACACCUCAAAGCUCACCUGCGCACCCACACAGGGGAAAAGCCUUACCACUGUCCUUGGGAUGGCUGCAACUGGAAAUUUGCCCGCUCAGAUGAGCUGACACGUCACUACCGCAAGCACACGGGCCAAAAACCCUACGAAUGUCUGCUGUGUCAGAGGGCCUUCUCCCGCUCAGACCACCUGGCUCUGCACAUGAAGAGACACACUUGAUGCUCUCUCUCUCUCUCUUACACACACACACACACACACCACAGAUACAUAUACACACACAAAACCACUGCUACUUAAACAAAGAAAAUAAAAAUACAUUAAAAUAUAGGACACAAUAUGGUGAUUUGAAUUGACUCUCAAUAUGACCUAAUAUGACCUUAGUACACUGAGAAGAUGAAUUUGGGACCUCAGAUAUUAACUGAACAGUAUUAACUUGUAACUGUACUUGGUUAUCUGGCUGGUUAACAAUUGUUAGUCUAAAACAUUUGUUUUAUCUGCUUGUCUGUUUCGAAAGAUAAAUGGGAUAACCUGAGCCCAAAAGAACAAAUUUUGUCCUUAUUCAUCCAACUAAUGAAUUGACGACCAGCCAAAAUGUCAAAAUCAAACCGGUCCUUUUAAAGUACAGUCAUGUAAUGUAAACUAAUGUAAAAUUAGCACGCUUUCAGCAAUAAGAGCCACUUGGACAAACACUGUACACACUGUGGGCAUGUAGGCAGCAAAUAUUAACACUAACAAGACCUACCAUUAAUGUGUGUAAUAUGGGUUAGAACACAAACAGUGUAUCCUGUUGGUCAAAGUCGUGACUGCAUAGUAACAACGCUUAGCUGUAUUACUGCCAAGAUUAUCUGAUAUCUUUGUCUGAUUUCCAAUAGAACAUUAGUUAAGUGUAAUAUAGUGUAAUAUUAAUUGUAAUACAAACAAGCCAUAAAGUACAUGCUAAACUUUUUGAUUAAAUGCAAGCUUAUGUAUAUUUGUCACUUAAGUUUAUGUUUGUCUGUUUGGGUCUGUUUGGCUUUUGUUUUUUCUAGUCGAGCAGAAUUUCAAACUGUAAAUAAUCUGCAGCUUUCGCUGUUGUUUAUAAUCAUCUGAAAAUGAGCAACAUAUUUAUUAACAUAAUCUUUUAUAUCAGCAGAAGAUAUUAUAUUAAUGUACAAUGUUUUUUUUAUUCUCAAAAGAGUGCUUUAAAGUCUUUUAAUUAUUGUUUUUAUCUUCAUAAUUCUAAUAAAGAAGUAAUGCUGUAAAAGUGUCUUGGAAAAAUAACAUGAAUUCC
Molecule: messenger RNA, 2465 nt
Organism: Larimichthys crocea (large yellow croaker)
Lineage: Eukaryota; Metazoa; Chordata; Actinopteri; Sciaenidae
Gene: klf1
Product: Kruppel like factor 1 (erythroid)
Exons: 3
Coding region: 302-1414 (370 amino acids)
Biological process (GO): regulation of transcription by RNA polymerase II
Molecular function (GO): RNA polymerase II cis-regulatory region sequence-specific DNA binding; DNA-binding transcription factor activity, RNA polymerase II-specific
Source: RefSeq, a predicted model, not a curated record